Batrachochytrium dendrobatidis JAM81 is the source of this 1029-nucleotide messenger RNA. RefSeq lists its product as uncharacterized. Bases 1 to 1029 code for a protein of 342 amino acids. The transcript has 5 exons. The record is from RefSeq and is a predicted model, not a curated record. NCBI's taxonomy places the organism in Eukaryota, Fungi, Chytridiomycota, Chytridiomycetes, Rhizophydiales.
AUGUCAUUGCCACAACAGCAUCAAUCUAAAACCAUUCCUCCAGCUACUCAUUUAAUCACUCAUGACAACCAUGCUUAUGACUCGAUUCAGAAUUCUUCUUCAACUCAAACCACAUUACUUUCUGAGCAAGCGCAUAUAAAUGACGUUUUUACUGAAAAUAUUCCAAAACGAGUGGGUUUGUCGGAUAUGGAUGGCAUUAGGUACAUGAUAUUCGGAUCGCUAUUCAUUCUUGGUGUUGAUUCGUCUUUGUUUCCUCUAGACACUGUUAAGACCAUCAUCAUGUCUGAACGGUCGAGACAGCUACACAAACAGAAUGUGUUUCGGAUGAUAUAUCGUAUAGCAAAAGACGAAGGUAUUCUCAGGUUUUGGCGUGGUUUAUUUCCGUCUGUAAUUGGUUCUUUUCCUGGUCAAGCCAUGUACUAUAUGGCAUAUGAAUCAACACAAGAAGUAGUAGAUAAAGUUUUGGCAAACAACUCUAGUCAUGGUGCAAUUUUCACCAAAGGAUUUUUAUCAGGAGCAUGUGCGGAAAUUGCUGGUGGUAUGUUUUAUGUUCCUGCAGACAUUGUUGCGCAAAGGCUACAGAUUCAAUCUACACGAGGAUUCGUGCACAAUUCAAGGUUAUAUUCUGGACCACUCGACGUGGUUAAAAAAGUGCUGCGAAACGAUGGGAUACAAGGAUUUUAUCGAGGAUAUUUUGCAUAUGUCGGAGCAUACGCACCCGCUUCUGCUGUUCAAUGGGGAUCCUACGAACUAUUUAAAGGAAUCCUAUUUCGCACGACCACAUUCCUUGAAACUCGAUUUAGAAUAAAUUCCAAACCCAUACCAGCUAAAGAAAAUAUCGUAAACGGAAUCAGCGGUGGCUUGGCUGCCAUUUGUGCCAUCACAGCUAACAAUCCCCUCGAGAUUCUUCGAAUCAGAACUCAGUUGCUUGAAUCUAGAAACAAAAAAGACGCCGAGAGUAUUCGACGAGGUUAUGUACAGCUUGCAUCAUCCAUAUUUCACGAAGAAGGGUGGAGAGGUAAACUUUGA